Messenger RNA from Cebus imitator (Panamanian white-faced capuchin), 1410 nucleotides. RefSeq names its product zona pellucida like domain containing 1 (gene ZPLD1). The record is from RefSeq and is a predicted model, not a curated record. NCBI's taxonomy places the organism in Eukaryota, Metazoa, Chordata, Mammalia, Primates, Cebidae. The transcript has 11 exons. Gene Ontology annotation, cellular component: cell surface. Bases 133 to 1401 code for a protein of 422 amino acids.
UUAAAGUGUAGGCUGCCUGGAUACUCUGCCAUCACCUAGACAUUCGUUUAGAAAUUCUAAAUUCUAGAGGAUGUGUGAACUGUCCCAGAGGAGAACACCGGUUCCUAUGAGUUAACCUAAGUUCGAAUUGAGAUGAAUGUUUCAGGUUUUGCAAUGGAACAAAUAUGGCUGCUGCUGCUUCUAACAAUUAGAGUGCUUCCAGGGUCUGCUCAGUUCAAUGGCUACAACUGUGACGCCAACCUGCACAGUAGAUUUCCUGCUGAAAGAGACAUCAGUGUCUAUUGUGGGGUGCAGGCCAUUACAAUGAAGAUUAAUUUUUGCACGGUACUUUUCUCGGGUUAUUCGGAAACAGAUCUGGCCCUGAACGGAAGGCACGGGGACUCCCACUGCCGAGGGUUCAUCAAUAACAACACCUUUCCAGCAGUGGUCAUUUUUAUCAUCAAUCUCAGCACCUUGGAGGGCUGUGGAAACAACUUGGUGGUAUCCACAAUUUCUGGAGUCAGUGCUUAUGGAAAUGCAACUUCAGUACAAAUAGGAAAUAUUUCAGGAUACAUUGAUACUCCAGACCCACCAACAAUCAUCAGCUAUCUACCUGGGCUUCUUUACAAAUUUAGUUGUAGUUAUCCAUUGGAAUACCUGGUUAAUAAUACCCAGCUUGCUUCGUCCUCAGCUGCUAUUUCUGUGAGAGAGAACAAUGGCACCUUUGUCAGCACUUUGAACCUACUUCUUUAUAAUGAUUCGACCUACAACCAGCAGUUAAUUAUCCCCAGUAUAGGAUUACCUUUGAAAACCAAAGUAUUUGCAGCUGUACAAGCCACUAAUCUGGACGGCAGAUGGAAUGUUUUAAUGGAUUAUUGCUACACAACCCCAUCAGGAAACCCAAAUGAUGACAUUCGAUAUGACCUCUUCCUUAGCUGUGACAAAGAUCCUCAGACCACCGUCAUUGAGAAUGGCCGAAGCCAGCGGGGCCGGUUUUCAUUUGAAGUGUUCCGAUUUGUGAAACACAAGAAUCAGAAAAUGUCCACUGUGUUCCUGCACUGUGUUACCAAGCUCUGCAGAGCGGAUGACUGCCCCUUCCUUAUGCCGAUUUGCAGCCACAGAGAAAAGAGAGAUGCUGGGAGGAGGUCGACUUGGAGCCCCCAGAGCUCUUCCGGCAGCGCGGUGCUCUCUGCUGGUCCCAUCAUUACUCGGAGUGAUGAGACUCCAACCAACAAUUCACAACUUGGUUCUCCAAGCGUGCCUCCUUUCCAGCUGAACGCCAUCACCAGUGCACUGAUAUCAGGAAUAGUCAUUCUGGGAGUUACAAGCUUUUCUCUUCUUCUAUGCUCACUGGCCGUUCUGCACAGGAAGGGACCCACCAGUUUAGUGUUGAAUGGCAUAAGAAACCCAGUCUUUGACUGACUGUAACAG